CUGAGCUCUCACAUCCAAAUCCGCAACUGCAACUACAUAAUCCGAGUGUUCCCCACCCCUUCAACCAUGCCCAUUCCCUCCCAUCCUCUCUCUCUCUAACAGCAAAUUCCUGAACCAUGCUCUUCUUCGCUACAAUCCUCCGUCUUGUUCCUCACCAAUGAGACAUGGGCUUUUUCCGGCGACUCUUCGGCGCCAAGAAAUCCGAUCAUUCCUCCGCUUCCUCCGGCAAGGACAAGAAGAAAUGGAGCUUCGGGAAAGCCAACAAGGACAAGUCUCACGGUUCUAAAACUAAAGGAUCUGAUCUCAACCACUUUGAUUCCUCCACUACAUUCUCCGACUCUUUAGAUGCAAAUAAGCAUGCUAUCGCUGUCGCGGCCGCCACCGCCGCCGUGGCUGAGGCUGCACUAGCCGCUGCUCAUGCGGCCGCAGAGGUAGUCCGACUAACAAGUGGCGGCACCGUCACUCGACCGGUGACUACUACGACACAGGCUAGUAGCACUAGCCAUCGCCGGUGGGUGGAGGAAGCGGCCGCCGUUAAAAUCCAGUCUUCUUUCCGUGCUUAUCUGGCAAGGAGAGCACUGCGAGCACUCAAAGCAUUGGUGAAGUUACAAGCACUGGUGAGAGGCCACAUAGUAAGAAAGCAAACUGCAGACAUGCUCAGGCGCAUGCAAACAUUAGUCAGACUGCAGGCUCAGGCACGUGCAAGUCGUGUGUGCAUGUCAGAUCAUCUGCAUUCUGGCAAGCCUUCACUGUUUUAUCAUCCUGUACCUGACGAUCAUGAGCACCCACUCCGUGCCUAUAGUACAAAAUUUGAUGCAUCUUCUAUCCUAAAGAGAUGUAGCUCCAAUGCAAAUUUCAGGGAGAUUGGUCCACAAAGAGCGCAGUUUGGAUCACAUUGGUUAGAUCGUUGGAUGGAAGAAAGUGUUUGGAGCCAUUCCAGAGACGCUUCAUCACUGAGAAAUGUGUGCACGGAUGAUGAGAAGAGUGACAAGAUCCUUGAAGUGGAUACAUGGAAGCCACACUUGAGAUCUCAUUGUAGCAGCAGCUCCUUCCACGCGUCUCAAUGCUACUCAGCUUCGGACUAUGUCAACAGCGAGACGGUAUACGACUCUCCUUCGAAAAGGUCAGCAAAAGCUCUAAACCAAAGCCUCUCAUCACUGAGCUCCUUGAAGAUUCAGAAAGGAAAAGAAGUAGCAUCAGCUCCAAGAACUGUUGAGAAUAGCCCACAAGCACUUUCAGCUUUAUCAUCUAGACCUGGAAGUGGAGGUAGGAGAGGUGGUCCUUUCACUCCGACAAGGAGUGAGUGUUCUUGGGGUAUCUUUGGCUAUCCAAGUUACAUGGCCAACACUGAAUCAUCAAAGGCUAAGGUUAGAUCUCAGAGUGCUCCUAAGCAAAGGUUCGAGUUUGAGAGAUAUAGUUCAAGUGCGAGAAGCAUUCAAGGGCUCUGGGAUUCAGAUAGGGAGGGAGAUUUCAGGAACAGAGCCUAUCCUGCUUCAACUCGCUUGAACAGAAUUGGGAGUGCCAAUUUAAGGUGAUGCUUGCGUGUGUUAUUAUAAGUUAUAACCGAAUCAACCUUCAAGUACCCAGAGAAAAAGGGUGGUUUCCUUUUUUCUGCCUGGAUUGUGUUUGCAGCAGUUGGAUUUUGCCACGGAGAUUUGAAUAUUUUUUUCUUUCUUUUUAAGUGGGCUAACUCUUGAAUUGGAUUUUUUUUUUUUUGGAAUUAACUUUGGCUACUGAGGAGGACCUUGACAUUUGUGUAAGACUCUGAAGUAUUUUAUCCUGCAAUAUUUGUCGAAUGUAACUUAUUAAUGUGACCAGGCGAUCUAAAGUACUAGUCCAUUCAUUGCUGAUGUGAUAGAUGUAUUGCUUUUAAACUGUAAGUGUGUGUUUAAAUUAAUAUUUCUGUUGAAGACCC
Molecule: messenger RNA, 1915 nt
Organism: Prosopis cineraria
Lineage: Eukaryota; Viridiplantae; Streptophyta; Magnoliopsida; Fabales; Fabaceae
Product: protein IQ-DOMAIN 23-like
Exons: 4
Coding region: 165-1535 (456 amino acids)
Molecular function (GO): protein binding
Source: RefSeq, a predicted model, not a curated record